Messenger RNA from Tetranychus urticae (two-spotted spider mite), 2554 nucleotides. It is a transcript of the gene Atg13, whose product is annotated as Autophagy-related 13. NCBI's taxonomy places the organism in Eukaryota, Metazoa, Arthropoda, Arachnida, Trombidiformes, Tetranychidae. The record is from RefSeq and is a predicted model, not a curated record. Gene Ontology annotation, cellular component: Atg1/ULK1 kinase complex; phagophore assembly site; cytosol. Gene Ontology annotation, biological process: piecemeal microautophagy of the nucleus; mitophagy; protein localization to phagophore assembly site.
AAUUUUACCCCAAACUUGAAACUAGAUUCUUGGAUUCUUCUCUGAACUCUCUACUAACCCAAUAGAUGGCAUAUAGCUUUUUGUUUACAAAUAUCUUUUAUGACUGUUUACAACUGUUUUUGUUUUGUAUCAUGGUGUAAUCAGAUUCUGUUUCAUGCUAAUUGGAGUGAUUAAUAAAUUUGAUUAGUUUUCUUAUCUUUGAUACUCGUCUUUCUUCAUUCAAGUGGUCCAUCUUUUUGGUCUUCUUCUCAUUUUUCAUCUUCUUUUGUCUUACAAUUGCCAAAUUCCGAACCUGUAUAUUUACGGCAAGGGAUUGCUCUUGAAGGUUUGUUAUUCUUGUUUCUGAGCUAACCACAGCAUCUCUGCUACCUUCAGUUCGACGGUUUCUUGAGUUGGCACCAACAUCCACACGAUUACGAAAUUUUACACGAGUUUGUCACGCAUAAUACAAAGGACACAACCAUGAUGAGCCACCGGGAAACAGAGAAAUACACCAAAGGAUUCAUUGUGAAGUGUAUUAAUGUAAUUAUUGAAAGUCGUCUAGGAGAGUCCGUUUCAAGAAAAUGCAGCCCUACAAAAAACGACUGGUUUAACAUCGCCUUAAACGACAAUGAACAUGUUACAAAAGAAUGCUUGGAGACUCUUGAUGAUAUUCAUUUUGUUGAUCCAAAAUGUCCGGAGUCACAAAAGGUGGAUACAGGUUUCAACAUAGAUACGCAGUGGAGAAUUGUUUGUGAAAUUUCAUUACAAAAAAAUGGCGGUGAUAAGCUAUGCAGCCUCGAAUAUUGGAUGUUUGAGAAUAAUCCAUAUAAUGCGCAAGAAAAUACUUCGCCAGGUGCUUCUUCCCCAUCCAGUGCCAGUCCAAGUUCUCCUGGUGGAUCUCCAUUAAUGAAUUCUAGAAAUCCAAAUUCUUUUGCAAGUGUGCAUCAAAAAAUGGGUUUAAUGAUAAAAUCUUUAAUGAGUUUAACGCGUGGAUCUCCUUCAUUUAAAUUAAGCUGUGCUACUUCAACAGAUGAUUCCCUUGUAAUUUUCUACCGAGUUUGUCAAUGUGAUCCGGACUUUAAUAAUUUCUUGCGAUCAAUAAACCCGGACAUACCUGAGGUUCAUGCCCAAUUUACUCCUGAAAUACAUCUUGGAUCAAUCUGCACAAAUUACAAUACUAUCGAUAUAUCUUAUUCUCAACGGCUUAAUUUUGAAAACUGUACACAGCCACCUAUGCCGAGAGCUGAUGGUGACUCAGCUCUUUUCAAAGAAGAUCAUUUUGGAGCGGCAAGAAGACAAGAAAGUCCAGAUGAUAGGAAUAGUCCUUGUUUUGUUAACAAUGUUAGAAGAGAACCUCGAUUAGCCUUUGGUUCAGACUCUCCAACUGUAGUUACUAAUUUUCCAGAAUUUCCACCACUGCCUAAAAAUUUUCCGGGAAUUAGUGACGAUGAGGACGAUGAUAUAAAUGCUCUGAUUGAUGGUGAUAUCAACAAGAGAAAGUCCCAGAAUAACGAUGCCUCGACUAAAGAUCAAAAUUCUGAUACAUCAUAUUUACCUUCUUCCUCUGAAGAAAAAGAUAGAUGUGAAUCGUCUGAGGACGGAACAAAGCCGCCGAAUGUUUCCCAGCCAAUCGGGAUUCCCUCCGAUCGACGAAACCCCAAUUACCAUGAGCAUCGACAUGCUGAUAGUUCUCCACUUGGAUCAGCAGAAUCCUAUGUUUUUAUUGAUAACAAUAAGUCUCCUUUUGCCCCUGAUCAUGAUGACAUUUCGAUCUUUUUUAAUGGCCCAACACCAUCAUUCGUGGCAAAUCCAACCUCAAGGCUUGGUACAUUAAGCCAAAUCAAAGAGACUAUAGCAGCUGUUAAAAGUGAAAUGGAAGGCAUUGAUGAUUUUCUUGAAUCAUUGAACGUAAAAGCUGGAGAAGAUGACGAAGAAGAUUUGUUGAAAAGUUCCUCUUCAAGCUCACAACCUUUCUAAUCAAAAUGCAUAAAAAUACUUACAAUCUUCGUGAUUCGUAAAAAGUAAAGUAUUUUCAAACUGUGAUGAUAACGCGGAUUAUAGUGAUCAAAAGUUAUAUUGUACAUAGCAUACAUCGGGACUUUCCAUCUUCAUUGUCAUCAACGUCAUCCGUCAUGGUCUCUUCAAUGGUUUCUUGAGCUUCCUAUCAACCAAAUUUUACUAAUCCUGAUUUCAUUUCACCAUUUUAACGUUUUUAAAAAAAUUCAAUAAUUUUUGACUGUCAAUAGCUCAUAUUGUCCUGGCUCAAGAAACUUUCAUACUUGCAUGAUUUCUGCUGAUCUUUCACUUUCUUGCCUUUCCUUUGCCUUCUUUCAAAAGAAAGGUCAACUAUACGGUUAAUCGACAGAUAAUUGUUUUUUGUACACAAUUGAGACGAUAAAUGAUGCAAUCAAAAUCAUUUGAUUUAUCAUAUUACGUAAAAUUAAUUUGCUUUCACUUCAUCCUGACAAAUUCAAGUCAUUUUUUCAUCAGAAACAUUGCUUGUAACUUACCUAAAUACAUUUUUAUUUUUUUUCAUCUCAAACCACUGAAUUAUAUUUUAAUGCUAAUAAUA